GUUUAUCUUGCUCGCUGCAAGUGCUCCCUCAGCUGAGACAUGCACCCUGGUGCCGCAUGCUUUUUUCCCUCCUCUCUCUCUUUUUUAUGUUUUCUUCUUGUUGUUUUUGUUUUGAAAUGUGUAAAGUGAAGAGUUCCUCUUCCCCCCCUCUCCCUUUCCCUUCCAAAGAACCAACCUCCAGCUAAUUAAACGCUGGGACUGUUGCUACCGUGCCAGAGGGGAGAGUGAACCUGUGCCUGCAUGUGUGUAUGUGUAAAAUAGAUACAAAAAUGUCAAUGAACAGCAGGAAAAGUUCUGGGAGACCGUCCUACUACUAUCGACUGCUCCGGAGGUCACGACUUCAGAGACAGCGCAGCCGAUCCCGGAGCCGGAACAGGCCGCUUAGUAGGGAGUCCCCCCCGGAGCGGUGUGGGCAGAGGCGCAGCAUGCCCAGCGGGGGCACUGAGAAGAACCCCACCAUGGAGCCUGCUGCCACAACGCCCUUCCGGGUCACGGGGUUCCUCAGCCGUCGGCUUAAAGGCUCCAUCAAAAGGACAAAGAGCCAACCGAAGCUUGAUAGGAACAGCAGCUUCCGACACAUUUUACCUGGCUUCAGGAGUGUGGACAAUGAAAGAUCCCAUCUAAUGCCGAGGCUGAAAGAAUCACGCUCCCACGAGUCUUUGCUCAGUCCUAGUAGUGCUGUUGAGGCUCUGGAUCUCAGUAUGGAGGAAGAAGUGGUCAUCAAACCAGUCCACAGUAGCAUCCUGGGACAGGACUACUGCUUUGAGGUGACGACUUCAUCAGGAAGUAAGUGCUUCUCGUGUCGUUCCGCAGCAGAGCGAGAUAAAUGGAUGGAGAACCUGCGGCGUGCCGUGCACCCAAAUAAGGACAACAGCAGAAGGGUAGAGAAUAUGUUAAAGUUAUGGAUUAUUGAAGCCAAGGACCUGCCAGCCAAGAAAAAGUACUUGUGCGAAUUAUGCCUGGACGAGGUUCUGUAUGCACGAACUACCUGUAAAUUGAAAACUGAUAAUGUGUUUUGGGGGGAGCACUUUGAGUUUAAUAACCUCCCAUCGCUCAAAAACAUUACAGUGCACUUGUACAAAGAGACUGACAAGAAGAAAAAGAAGGACAAGACCAACUUCAUUGGGCAAGUGAACAUCCCUGUCAGCUCCGUCACGGGGAGGCAGUUUGUGGAGAAAUGGUACCCAGUGGUCGGCCCCAACCCCGGGAAGGGCAAGUCCCCAGGGCCCAUGAUCCGCAUCAAGUCACGCUACCAGAGUAUGAGCAUCCUUCCCAUGGAGAUGUACAAAGAGUUUGCUGAGUACAUCACUAACAAUUACAUGGUGCUGUGCUCGGUGCUGGAGCCCUCACUGAGCGUGAAGAACAAAGAGGAGAUGGCAUCCGCGCUGGUGCACAUCCUGCAGAGCACAGGCAAGGCCAAGGAUUUCUUGACUGACCUGAUGAUGUCUGAAGUUGAUCGCUGUGGUGAGAAUGAGCAUCUCAUUUUCAGGGAGAACACGCUGGCCACCAAAGCCAUCGAAGAAUACCUGAAGCUGGUGGGGCAGAAAUACUUGCAAGAUGCCUUAGGGGAAUUUAUCAAGGCACUAUACGAGUCAGAUGAAAAUUGUGAGGUGGAUCCCAGUAAGUGCUCAUCUUCAGACCUUCCUGAACAUCAGAGCAACCUGAAAAUGUGCUGUGAGCUGGCCUUCUGCAAAAUCAUCAACUCCUACUGUGUCUUCCCAAGGGAGCUCAAAGAAGUUUUUGCCUCAUGGAGACAAGAAUGCAGCAACCGAGGCCGCCCAGACAUCAGUGAGCGACUGAUCAGUGCCUCCCUGUUCCUGCGGUUCCUGUGCCCGGCCAUCAUGUCCCCGUCCCUCUUCAGCCUCCUGCAGGAGUACCCAGAUGACCGCACUGCACGCACUUUGACCCUCAUUGCCAAGGUCACCCAGAACCUCGCCAACUUUGCCAAGUUUGGCAGCAAAGAGGAGUACAUGUCCUUUAUGAAUCAGUUCCUGGAGCACGAAUGGACUAAUAUGCAGAGAUUUCUACUGGAGAUUUCCAAUCCCGAAACCAUCUCCAACACAGCUGGCUUUGAAGGAUACAUUGACCUGGGCCGGGAACUGUCCACUUUGCACUCACUACUCUGGGAAGUCAUUUCUCAACUGGAGCAGAGCACUGCAACAAAACUUGGGCCUCUGCCUCGGAUCCUGAGGGAUGUGAACGCGGCGCUCAGUAACCCGGCCUGCCUGCAGGUCUCGGUCGCGGCCGAGCACGCCGUGUCCACGCCCAGCGCUGGCAACAGCAUCUCCGCGGGGCUGCAGAAAAUGGUGAUAGAGAAUGACCUGUCUGGUCUGAUAGAUUUCACACGGUUACCAUCUCCAACCCCUGAAAACAAGGACUUGUUUUUUGUCACAAGGUCUGCUGGGGCCCAGCCCUCACCUGCCCGAAGCUCCAGUUACUCAGAGGCCAAUGAGCCCGACGUGCAGAUGUCUAAUGGCAGCAAGAGUUUGUCCAUGGUGGACUUGCAGGACAAUCGGCUCUUGGACAGUGGGGCCAACGCGCCUGGCACGGCUGACUCCCUCAAUGACAGUCAGUCCUCCCUCGGGCAGUUGCAGGGCAUAUGGACCACACGGACUCAGCAGAACAGCGUGACGGCCAUGGCCACCGUGCGCCGGGUAGGCCAGACCCCCACCACACCGAGCGGCGAGAGCGCGCCCGGCCGGCCCCAGCUCCUGGCGCCCCUCUCCUUCCAGAAUCCUGUCUACCAGAUGGCCGCCGGGCUCCCGCUGUCCCCCCGCGGCCUGGGCGACUCCGGCUCCGAGUGCCACAGCUCGCUCAGCUCCCACAGCAACAGCGAGGAGCUGACGGCCACCAAGCACGGCUUCGCCACCCCCGCCGCCAGCGAGGACUUCUCCCGCCGGCCGGGGGAGCUGGCCCGCCGGCAGCUCUCGCUGACGGAGAAGGGCGGCCAGCCCACCAUGCCGCGGCAGAACAGCGCUGGACCGCAGCGGCGGAUCGACCAGCCGCCCCCGCCGCCCCCGCCCGUCACCCGCGGCCGGACGCCACCCUCCUUGCUGAACACGGUGCAGUACCAGCGACCCUCCAGCGGCACCAUGAUGUCCUCCUCCCCAGACUGGCCCGGCAGCGGGGCCCGCCUCCGGCAGCAGUCCUCCUCCUCCAAGGGCGACAGCCCUGAGAUGAAGCAGCGCACGAUGCACAAACAGGCCCCUUCUCCUGUGAACCCCAAUGCCCUGGACCGCACUGCUGCUUGGCUUUUGAAUAUGAACAUGCAGUUUUUAGAAGAUGAAAGCAUUGACCCAGAUUCCAAGCACAGGGAUAAGCUCAGGAAUAAGGACGAGCUCAGCCAAGCAGAAAAGUACCAGCAGGACCUAGUGGUGCUGCAGGACAAGCUUCGCAUCUCCAACAAGAAGCUGGAGGAGUAUGAGACUCGCUUCAAGUGCCAGGAGGAGACAACACAGAAGCUAAUGCUGGAGUACCAGGCCAGGCUGGAGGAGAGCGAGGAGCGUCUCCGGAGACAGCAGGAGGAUAAGGAGAUCCAGAUGAAGGGCAUCAUCAGCAGACUGAUGUCAGUUGAGGAGGAGUUAAAAAAGGACCAUGCAGAAAUGCAGGCUGCUGUGGAUUCCAAGCAGAAGAUUAUUGAUGCACAGGAGAAACGCAUUGCUUCCUUGGAUGCUGCCAACGCACGGUUAAUGAGUGCCCUUACUCAACUGAAAGAGAGGUACAGCAUGCAGACACGUAAUGGGAUCUCCCCCACAAACCCAACUAAAUUGCAGAUUACAGAGAAUGGAGAAUUCAGAAACAGCAGUAAUUGUUAACGCGUGGAGGGCGCUGCCGCAGGAGAGGAGGCCUGGCCAGAGAGACCGUGCAGCAGCAGGUGUGAGCCGCGGCUUCAGAGAACAGCUGCUCUGUCCCCCCGAGAUCCCAGCUCCUUUCUGCGGACGGCGCGCUUGACUGAGCCUUGGUGGGAGAUGCUAAUGCCAGCACCUUGAGGGGACGGAGAGAUGGAGUGUGAGAUGAGUGGCAUAAGGAAAUAACACAGAUUUGAGAAUCACUGUCACUGUUGGAUUUAAAUCAGUGUUUAAUGUUUAAACAAAAAUAACCUUUUCCUCCUAAACUGCCCAAACGAUAUGCCCCACUCCUCCCAGCAAGGAAUAACGUCCUUGUCAUUGCAGUAAGCGAAAUAAAGGGAGCUGGGCAGAGCCUGCAGCAGGCAGCGGCCCAGUAAGUCCAGUUAGAGCGUGCUGCUGGAUGUGGCCUGUGCCUCGCCCUCCCGAAGCACAGCCCUCUCCCAAAGCAAGCCCCAAGCCAAGCCCAGCGUCUUUCCUUAGGUAGCUUUUAUAAGGCCACUUUUACAGCAGGUGACCCACCCGCAGGGCAUUUUAGCAGCUGCUUAGCAGUUAAUUGACUCCACCCGCGUAGGGAGCACAGUCUAGACAGGUCAGGGUGCACCCUGUGUGAAGUGGUAGCCAAAGGGGUGCUGCAAGGAGUCAUGGUGAUGGGGCAGGGAAGGGCAUGACUGGUACUGCUGGGGUUCCUGGGGGUCCCUGGGCACCUCAGGGAGCAGAGCAAGCCCAAGGCUCUGCACAAAAUUAAAGGGAGCAGCUGGCACCUGGUGAAUGGCGACUUGCCUCCUCUCUACAGAUCCAGCUCUGUCAGAAGUAAUGGGGAAGAGUCUUUGUAAGCAAUAGCCCCAGGGCACUGACACACACACACUCUCUUCCAGCCGCAGAAUAGAAAGUAAAUGUCGCCUGAGCUUGGUCCCUGAGCUGUGAACGAGGGACAGGGGCUGGAUUUCCUGGUGCCCAUUGUGGUGAGGGGGAGUGAGGGGCUACGUGAAGUGGCCACUUUGAAGAAGGGUUCGUUAUGGGGAUGUAAUGCUCUGUGCAGAGAAUUUUUUUGCUAUUUCUGGGGAGAAAAACAAGAAAAACGCCCUGAAGAAGCAUGAAGAUCGGUAAUUGUAUUUCUUUUCUUUCACAGUAUGCAUUAGAAAAAAAAAGAUCUCAUUUUCUGGAAUACUGUCCUCUUUAAAUUGGGAAUGAGCACUGCAUGGAAAUUAACCGGCUCGAAGAAUGUAAAACAUGGUCAUAAGGGAGUAACCAACAAGAACAGCAGCCACCACCGAAAGCCCCCUUGUCAGGAGCACUGUGCAGGCAUAAGCCAGGAUUAGACUUUCCUAACUGCUGCCAUGCAGAUUCGGCACCCUCAGACACGUUGUGCUCAGCGGAGGGGUCACCUCCUUAACGGGGGAUUGUGCCGCUGACCUGCCGCCACGGUGUGUUUGUUGGUUUGUGGUUCGGGGUUUGGGGUUUUUUAAGUUAGUCCUUCAUGACUCCCACUCUCAGAGCAGGUACUCGUACCACGAGCCAGAGAGAGUCCUCUGAGACAUGGAUGACAGUGUACAGUGUACAGGACAUCUGCCUAUUCCUCCCACUAAAGUUAAUACACUGCUCAACGCCUGUCCUAGCUCCUCCUGCCAUGUGUAAAUGUACAGUCAAAGGGACUAGGCUGUUCACUGAGCUCUGCACAGCUUAGGUACCGUCUCCAGCCUCACACUACCCAGGCUGCCUGAGCAGGACACUAUUUGCCAGUAAGCUCUGCCUUGCCAUGCUGCCCCACAGCCGUAAGGCUCAUUAACAACAUUCUUCCAUGUGCAAUUUCUAUCAAAAUUAAAGAUGCCUUUUUUUUUUCCUCCUCCUAAACGUUUUUCUGCUCCCUGGAAGCCCUGGGCCAAGCCUGGUGCAGCUUGGUCUGUGGAGGAGUGGAUGUGUUGCACUGAGGCUUCCACCCCCUGCCAACGCCUGCAGA
Molecule: messenger RNA, 5805 nt
Organism: Dryobates pubescens (Downy woodpecker)
Lineage: Eukaryota; Metazoa; Chordata; Aves; Piciformes; Picidae
Gene: DAB2IP
Product: DAB2 interacting protein
Exons: 16
Coding region: 249-3815 (1188 amino acids)
Biological process (GO): regulation of GTPase activity
Source: RefSeq, a predicted model, not a curated record